CAAUAUUUUGUUAAAACUAAAAAUUUCUUCCGGGAAGAAUAAACUUUCAGACCUUUUCGUCGCUUGCGAAAUAACUUGUCGAUGGUUUCCCAUCUCCCAUUACUGGCUUCAAAGCCCACUUAAACACUCUCUAGCGGAAUUCAUAUUAAAACAAUCUCACGCUUCUUUGUGCGAAUUCUGUAUUUUUUGACUUUUUCUUUUUGGAGCUCGCAAUAACUAAACUCACUCCUCGACUAGUAUAAACACCAAGCGUUAAUAUUACAGUCAAAAAAAAUCAUAUUAUUACAUUCUUUUACUUCAUUUUUUAUCUAAUUUAUAUCCUUAUUUUUUUUAUCUUUAUUUCAUUCCUUUCCUUGUUCAUUUGUUAGCAAUUAUUGUUUAUAAGAUAAUAAAGUUAAUUAUAGAUGUUUUCAAUAUCAAAAAUAAAAUUGUAUAUGCUCGUUUGGUUAGUGUGUAUAACAAUAAUAUUCAUAAAUAUAACGCCGGUAACAGCACAAGAAAAUAAAGGUAGUUCGUCAUGUAUACCAUGUGAUGUCGUUCCAACAUGUCCUCCAUGCGGUAAAGAUUCAAAAUGUACUCUAUCAUUAAGAACAUGUUUUCAAUGUCCACAAGCAAGUUGUUCCAAAUCAUCAUCAGACUUAGUGGACAAUAAUAAUAACAGCAAUAACCAAGGAAAUAAAAUUUUAUUGCCAGCGGUUAUUGGUGGUAUUCUUGGGGUUGGUUUUUUGACAGCAAUAGGCUAUGUCUCCUUUGUACGGAGACGAAAAGCUCGAAAUAAUAGGGGUAUUAAAUUAGAUAGUAACGAAGAAAUGACGUCAUUGAAUGGAGAAAAUGUCAUUCCAAUUGCAUAUAUUCCAUCAACUACUCCAACGACACCAACCACUCCUAUACCGGAACCAUCAUAUCUAAGAAUACGAGUUUCUAAUGUUAGCGCUGGAACCACACCGUUAGCCAGUCCCUUACCUCGUAAUCUACUCGAUGAACAAUUAAUUGAUAUUACAGAUGAUGAUGAUACAGCUCCUGAUAUUGGUACAAUAUUGCAAGCGACAAAAACAUCACCUGCAGCUUCUACAGCUACUCUUGUGACAGCAACACGCGCCAAACCAGCACUUGUUCGGCUUAAUACUAUAAAACAAGCAACAAAUAAAGAAAUGAGUUCUACUCAAUCUACGAGAAGUGAAAAUAGCAUUCCUAGUACCCCAAAGACACCUAUGAAGAAUACUUUCUUAUACGCUCCUUCAAUAUCAUCAGUACCAAGCAGUCCAACUUCCUUAAGAAUUGGUGGUGAUUCCGAUACUGAACAAAUGAUGCCUCAUAUAGAUAUAGAAAGACCAUCAGCGGAAUCUUUUCGUGUUACAAAUCCAAAUCAAAACACGACGUCACAAAAUCAAAAUUUAAAUUCGGCUGCAUUAGAUCCAAUAGAAGGUCGACAAUCAUUUGGAUUAUUUGGUAGUGAUGAAGUAUAUAGUAACGAUCCAUCAUCACCUCAAUUACAUAGAGAGAGUAUAAUAAGUUCUUCGAGCUCAAACGGUAGAAGUACAAUGUUUUCAGAUGAUGGAGAUGGUGAGAUCAUGAUCUUUUGGGGAGGAAAUACACCAUCUUUUGUAAAUGUAGCAGGAGGGGAAGUUAAAGAACCUGGAAAUAACGUAGAUUCAACUAAAAAAGGCCAGAAUGAGGAAAUAAAAACGAAGGAAUCCAUAUAAAAAAAAAUAAGACGAAAAAAAGUUACAUAAAUAAUUAACAUUUAAGGAUGAUAAUUUUUUAAUUUAAUCCGGAAUUGUAUAGUUUUUCCUUUAAUUGUUACAUAUAUGUGUGACUUGGUUAACUGGAGUCACGAUUUCAGAUAUAUUCGUCGGGGUUAAAAUAUCUUGGGUAUAAAUAAGUAUAAAUAAAAAUAAAAAAUUUAGAUAGGCUAGCGGGUUCUAGCUAGUUUUCUUAUAGCUUGGUUCAUCUAAUCGUCUACAGUAAUUUAAAUGGUUAAGAGUUAUAUACAGACUUUUUUCCUCGGAACACAUUUCAAUUUUUCUAUUAUACUAUAUUUUUUAAUUUCCAUUCUCUUAUGCAUCACACUCAACAUUCACUUUUUUUUUAAUUGUUUUCUUGCACUCAAUUUUUUACAUUUGUUUUAUAUAUACAAAAGUUCGAGCAUUAAACGGAAAAUGAGAUAUAUAUAUAUAAUAUAUAUAUAUAUCACUUUUU
Messenger RNA from Rhizophagus irregularis DAOM 181602=DAOM 197198, 2199 nucleotides. RefSeq lists its product as uncharacterized. Lineage: Eukaryota; Fungi; Glomeromycota; Glomeromycetes; Glomerales; Glomeraceae. The record is from RefSeq and is a predicted model, not a curated record.